This is a messenger RNA of Apis laboriosa (Himalayan honeybee), 1260 nucleotides long. It is a transcript of the gene alc, whose product is annotated as 5'-AMP-activated protein kinase subunit beta-2. Gene Ontology annotation, biological process: signal transduction. The record is from RefSeq and is a predicted model, not a curated record. Gene Ontology annotation, cellular component: cytoplasm; nucleus; nucleotide-activated protein kinase complex. Bases 222 to 1073 code for a protein of 283 amino acids. The transcript is spliced from 5 exons. Lineage: Eukaryota; Metazoa; Arthropoda; Insecta; Hymenoptera; Apidae. Gene Ontology annotation, molecular function: protein kinase binding.
AUAUAAAAAAAGCAAAAAAAACUUAAAAAAAUAAUUAAUUUCAUUAUCGCAAUGUUUAAAAAAUAAACUAUCACUCGUGUCAAAAAACAUGUAGCUUAUUAUAUUGCUAUAUUCGUAAAUAGUAUAAUGAAAAAAUAACAGCUUUUGAUGCUACAAUUAUUUUUUAUACUGAAUGAUAAUAUCAUAUAUGACAAAAAAAUAAUAAAAGAAUCAGUCUGAUAAUGGGCAAUGCUGGAAGUAAUCAACCAGUUGGACAUCACCACACAAGUAAUACAAAUAGAGAGCAUCGUCAUGUUAAAGAAUAUCCUCCACCUUCACCAGGGAAGGAAGGCCAAGCUUUUGUUUUUGAUAAAAAACCAAGCCAAAAAUUAGUUUUCCAAUCAUCUCAUGAAGAAGAAGAACCUUAUUUUGCUAAAAGUAACGCUCAUCAAGAUGGAGAUGAUUUUACUUCUCAACGUCCUCGUUCAAAUACAGUAUCCGAAGGUACUAAAGUAACAGAUAGUAAAGUAUUACCAACAGUUUUUAAAUGGGAAGGAGGUGGUAAACAAGUUUAUAUCAGCGGAACUUUUACUGGAUGGAAAACAUUACCAAUGGUUAAAAGUCAUGGUGAUUUUGUUACAAUUAUUGAUUUGCCAGAAGGAGAACAUCAAUAUAAAUUUUUUGUUGAUGGUGAAUGGAGACAUGAUCCAGAUAUUAAAAUUGUUGAUAAUGGUAUGGGUUCCAAAAAUAAUUUAGUAUCUGUAAGAAAAUCUGAUUUUGAAGUUUUCCAAGCUCUUGCAAAAGAUAGUGAAGGUGUUACAAGUAGCGCACAGACAGAAUAUGGACAAGAAAUUCCUCCUCAUAAACCUUGGGAGAAAGUUGCUGGCCCACCAAUAUUACCACCACAUUUACUUCAAGUUAUUCUUAAUAAAGAUACUCCUUUAUCUUGUGAACCAACACUUUUACCAGAACCAAAUCAUGUUAUGUUAAAUCAUUUGUAUGCUUUAAGCAUUAAAGACAGUGUAAUGGUUUUGUCUGCGACACACCGUUAUCGCAAAAAAUAUGUUACGACUUUAUUAUACAAACCAAUUUAAGGAUAUUAAAUCAUUCCUGAAGCGAUCAACUAUUGCUAGUUACAUCAAAUUAAUUAUACAUAUUUUGUAGAUAAGAUAAAUAUCGAUAUUCAAAAUAAUUAUUGGAAAGUUGACAAUGCAUGAAGUUUGUUGUAUAUCAAAUGUUAUAUAAUGUAAUUAUUAUUUAUUAAAAUUAUUUUAUAUUAGA